AUGAACCGCAAGCCAACACCACCACCUGUUAAAAUGGUGCUGAAGCCGGUGCCUGAUCACGGAACUCGCAUACAGUCCCCCCAAACAGGAUCCGAGGUCCAGUUUGUUCUUCCUGGCACGUUGCCGGAGCCUGAAGUCAUCCGGAUAAACACCGCAACUGUGUCUCAGCCCUUUCUAGAGCCGGAUAAGCUGGAACAGUGGAAAUGAGGAAAAAAGAAGCAACAAGCAAGCAUGGCCACCGAAAUUGAUCUUUUGACUCUUUUCGACUCGCAGAUUGCCGAAUGAUUCAUGUAAAUCACGGAACAGCUCGCAACUCCAGCGGUCCUUCUUUGAAAAUCUCCACAACUCUAGCAUUAACUCAAUGUGGCUUUUUUCCUCUCGAUGCGCA
Molecule: messenger RNA, 388 nt
Organism: Trichoderma atroviride IMI 206040
Lineage: Eukaryota; Fungi; Ascomycota; Sordariomycetes; Hypocreales; Hypocreaceae
Source: RefSeq, a predicted model, not a curated record